Cheilinus undulatus (humphead wrasse) is the source of this 4600-nucleotide messenger RNA. Its product is annotated as gastrula zinc finger protein XlCGF57.1-like. Gene Ontology annotation, biological process: regulation of transcription by RNA polymerase II. Lineage: Eukaryota; Metazoa; Chordata; Actinopteri; Labriformes; Labridae. The record is from RefSeq and is a predicted model, not a curated record. The transcript is spliced from 2 exons. The coding region runs from base 91 to 2079 and encodes 662 amino acids. Gene Ontology annotation, molecular function: DNA-binding transcription factor activity, RNA polymerase II-specific; RNA polymerase II cis-regulatory region sequence-specific DNA binding.
CUAGCAUGUUUGGAUCAACCCGCCUCCUAUAUGAGAAGAGAAAUCCUACAGAAGUGUUCACAGUUGACUUUUCUUUUCUUCCUUUGAAUCAUGGAUGUUUGUAAAAUGUCCGGGUUUCAGGAUUUUUCAGUUUUCCCUGUGGAUGUCCAACAGCUUUCUGUGAGUAAAGAAGAGCUUUCCCCUGAGGAGGAGAGGAGCUCCAGUCUGAACCAUGCGAUUACUGAGCCUCCACAUAUUAAAGAGGAACCAGAGGAAUUCUGGAACAGUCAGGAGGGAAAGCGACUUCAAGAGCCAGAAAAUGCUGAUAUAAUCAAGUUCACUUUUGAUCCUGUCCUUGUGAAAAUUGAAGAGGAUGAUGAGAAACCUCAGUCCUCACAGAUUCAUCAGAGACAGUCUGAACAGAUGGAAACAGGAGCUGAUGGAGAGGAUGGUGGAGAGGCAGGAACAGCAAGGUCCUAUGAUCAAGAGAGAGAUUUACAACCAGAGACUGAGGUCAAGAGUGAGGACUCCUCUGAGGCUGAGACUGAUGACAGUGUUGAUUGGAUGGAGACAACAGAGCCCCCGUCAGGUUUAACCACAGUGGAAUACGUAAAAAAUAAGGGAAGGACUGAUAAAACAUCACAUCACAGCUCUGAGGGCGGUAAAACAUUUAGCCACACCAGUCAUCUUAGAGAGCAUGUAACAAUUCACACCGCAGAAAAGCCUUUUGGUUGCUCUGAGUGUGGUAAAAGAUUUUCCAAUCAAAGAAGUUUGACCAGACACAUGAUAAUACACUUUGGAGAGAAAACAUUUGGCUGCCCUGUGUGUGAUAAAAGAUUUUACCAACAAAAUCAAGUUACAUAUCAUAUGAAAAUUCACUCAGGAGAAAAACCUUUCAGGUGCUCUGAGUGUGGUAAAGGAUUUCGGCAUGAAAGUAAUUUGAUCAAACAUGAGAGAAUUCAUACAGGAGAGAAACCAUUUGACUGCCCAGAGUGUGGUAAAAGAUUCAACCAAAAUGGACAUCUUACCAGACACAUAUUAGUUCAUGCCAGACAGAAACUCUCCAGUUCCACUGAGGGCAGUGAAAGAUUUAACCUAAAAGAUCAAGCAAAGAACCAUCAGAUAGCUCAAACUGCAGUAAAACCUUUCACCUGCUCUGAGUGUGGAAAAAGUUUUGGAAAAAAAUAUUGUCUUUCCACACACAUGGUAGUUCACACAAAACAGAAGCCCUUCAGUUGCUUGGAGUGUGGUAAACAGUUUGGCCUUAAAAGAACGUUGGACAUACACAGGAGAAGUCAUUCAGGAGAGAAACCCUUUGAGUGCUCUGAGUGUGGUAAAAGAUUUACCCUUAAACACCAUUUGAAGGACCAUAUGAGAACACACUCAGGAGAAAAACCCUUCAGUUGCUCCGAGUGUGGUAAAAGAUUUAACUGCAAUCAAAAUCUAACCACACAUAUGUUAGUUCACAGUAAUGAGAAGCUCUUCAGCUGCUCCGAGUGUGGUAAAAAAUUUAGCUUUAAAGGCUCUUUGGCUAUACACAGGAGAAGUCAUUUAGGAGAGAAACCCUUUGAGUGCUCAGAGUGUGGUAAAAGAUUUACCCAUAAACAUCACAUGAAGGACCAUAUGAAAACACACUCAAAAGAAAAACCCUUCAGUUGCUCUGAGUGUGGUAAAAGAUUCAAACGCAAUGGAAAUCUGACCACACACAUGCUAGUUCAUUCUAAACAAAAACUCUUCAGCUGCUCAGAGUGUGGCAAAAAUUUUAGCCUUAAAAGUGCUUUAACCACACACAGGAGAAGUCAUUCAGGAGAGAAACCCUUUGAGUGCUCUGAGUGUGGUAAAAGAUUUAGCCUUAAGACAAAUCUGAACACACACAGAAGAAUUCAUUCAGCAGAGAAACCCUUUGUCUGUUCAAAGUGUGGUAAAGGAUAUACCCAAAAAUUUUCUCUGACAAAACAUAUGUUGAGUCAUACUAGACAAAAACAGUUUAGGUGCUCUGAGUGUGGCAAAAGAUUUUAUCGACAAGGUUCCCUGACCAGACAUAUGUCACUUCACACUCAACAGAAGAGAGAAACUCUUACGCUCCUUCUUCCCUGUUGAAUUAUUCUCUUGAAGGUCUUGUUUGGCAUUUGACAUCACUUUGAAGACAUUCUGCUGCAAUAUUUUUGACCAAAGUUUUCUUUGGCUAUAUCAGCUAAUGAUUCACAAGUGCACUGACAGUCAAGCCUGACUACAAUGACCCUGAGAUUAAAGACUGUGGUCAUUAUUGUUAUUAUGAAUAUUUCUUGGUGAUAUGAGAUGUACCACUGUUAAUACACAACUCUGAGCCUGGAAGAGAAAACCCAUAUCAAUAUUGACAUACUUAAAUAUUAAAAGCGUUGCAGAGAAAUAAAUUUAAACACUUUGAUGCUCAGACUUUAACAAGAGACCACCUCUCCAGAAGAUCUCUGUUUUUCACCCCAAAUCAGCAGAUGUGCAUCAGCCCCUCACCCUGGGGGACUGUUGGGUUUGAUUAGUGGACAUUCUUCCUCUAAAUGAUACUUGUUUAUUCAUGUCCUGUCUUUUAUAUGGUCAUAACUUGGGAAGGGUAUGUUUCAGCUCAGUUUUCCAGGCCUUGGGACAGAUUCUGGAUGUAUUGUUGACAUGAACCCAUCAAGAUAGAUAGAUAGUUAUUCACUGUCAUUGCAUUGUAAAAACACAACGAAAUUUACCAAAUCACAUGCAUGUAUUCCGUAUACUCUCUCAUACACUACUGGCACAUACACACACCCACCCAGACACACACACACGGUCACAUACGCACACAGCUCUUCAACACCCUCAACUUUAAGUGCCACAGUAUGUUGUUAGUCCCCUCCUGGGUCUGUUUAGUGUUGUCUUAUCAGCUUCAAGUAUUUGCACUUCUUUUGUUGUCAUUUUUUUAGUAGUAUUAUUUUUACAUUUGUGUAUUGUUUCUCACUAUUCUGUUCUGUUAUUGUUUGUAUUGUCUUGCAUCACUAAAUUAAAGAAAGAAAAAAAAAAACAACAACGAAAUUACCUUUGGCAGUCUCCUCUGUAGCAGCAAGCAAAUGUCCAUCCUGCUGGCGAGGGAGUGGGCACCCAUUAGAAAGAUGCUUGAUACGACAGGUUUGUGUGGGGCGGCUCUUAGCCUAGCCUGCAGCCUGGCUUGUUUGCCCCGCUUCUGUCUUCUCGCACAAUGCCGUCUCUGCCUCCCGCCCAGCUGUAGGUGUCGUGCUGCUCUGCGUCCUCCUCCUUUUAGUCUCCAAGCGCCCCGUUCUCCAGAUAAUCUCAGUCAGGAAAGAUGUAAACUCAGUGGACACACUUCCUUAGUAGUCAAAGAAGCAGUCUCUAAUACACAGAAUGUCAGUUCUGGUAUGAGUGUAGGGCUUUGUUUUGCUGCUAGUGAUGGAGUGCCAGGCUGCUGUGUUUGGAGGCGCUGCCCCAUGCUACCUCAAUAGGUAGCUUUCAGAAAUCUUCUGUUGCUCAGGCAGUCUUCCGUGGCAGUUACUGGCAGUUGUUGUUAACUUUUAACCCAGCCAGGAGUUGUAGUUGAGACUGAAGUCUUCUUUUUCAUCCUUAUUGAGUUUUUCUCGAUGGAAAUUUCCAAUUCUUUCUCCCAAAGGUGUCCUGGACUAUCCAGCUUCUUGUUGUCAUAGGUUUCAACACAUGUUGUCCACUUAAUUGUGAAAUAUCACGACAAUUUAGAGAUAAAACUAAAGAGUGCAUCUUUCUUGAUGCCAACUGCUCUGGUUGCCCGGAAACAGUUAAGGUUGGAAAGACUGUUUUUACUCACACAAUAGGAUAGGAAAAACUUUCAGAUCUGAAAGAUGUCAGAUAUUCCUGAGCCUUUAUGCCGUGGUUCAAGAAAAAACUCACCACACAAUUACAUAAAUGUACAAAAUGGACAUAUUUUCCAAGGAAUCACUAAUGAUUUAGAGUUGAGUUGUAACUGUGAGUUGGAAGAUGAUGCACAUGUGAAAAGAGGAUAAAAUAUCCCAUUUGAUUUAAUUCAUUUGCCAUUUCUGGAGCAAUCUUGUUCCUUUUGGCCACCAUGUGAAAAUAUAAUGUUGAAAAAAGGUGUUAUUCACUCUUAAUGUCAUGAAUAGGUUUAAAGUAAAAGGUAAUACAAAGUAGUAACUGUUGUGGUCUACAUAUUUCAUUUAGUUCUAUUCUUACUGUUUCAUUUCUAUUCCAUUCUGUCUCUUACCAAUAUUUUAAAUGCUUUUACAUUUCUGGUCCAGGUCUCUUUCUAUGUAGUUGGUUCCUGUGUUGCUUGGAUUGGUCCAGGUUAUUCUGGGUUUUUAUUCUUGGUCUUUACUUUUUUCUGGAAUCUUACAUGUCUGGUUUUUUAUGAUGUCUUUCUAACUUGUUUCUUGUGUAUAUAAUGCUCUGCUGAGUUUUUAUGGCACUGGAGAUACAAUGCUGCAUGAGUUUUGCAUGGGUUCUCUGUGGGGUUUUGUAUUUCUUGUUGUGUUUUGUUGUUUGAGUGACAGUGCUUUGUCUAAAUUGUGAUUCUUCUGGUUGUCAAAGCACUUCGUAAACCUCUGUUUUUAAAGGUUAUAUACAAAUUAAGUUUAUUAUUAUUAUUAUUAUUCCUGGUCUGUAGAGAGUUACUGUAUGA